Molecule: messenger RNA, 2586 nt
Organism: Fomitiporia mediterranea MF3/22
Lineage: Eukaryota; Fungi; Basidiomycota; Agaricomycetes; Hymenochaetales; Hymenochaetaceae
Exons: 8
Coding region: 1-2586 (861 amino acids)
Source: RefSeq, a predicted model, not a curated record
AUGAGCUCGGAUUUCUCCAGCGACCAAGAGCAUUCAGCGCUGAGGAUGGCGUCAUGCACAUCUAAUUUCGUCGUCUACGUCCCCGAUAUGCCUAUAUCUCAGCCCAUACUCGUUGAAGCAGAUGGAAAUGGUUGGGUUCAAACACUGGCAGACAUUAUUUCUGACAGGUACAAGGAGAGAAGCUCCAUAAUGGGAAGGGAAAUCCAACUUCUGAAGUGUGACACCAUACCCAUGAUGCUGCCACCCGAUGAGGAGGAUGGAUUCCUUCCACGAGCAGUGGAGUGGGUUCUCAAAUUUCCUAAAAUCAAACCCAUGCCCAAUGUCUCCCUUCUUUCGCAACAUUUCCCUGGAGGACCGACAGGCCUCAGGGAAUCGAAGAUAGACAUUAUCAUCAUCUCUGAUACUAUUCUUGCAUAUCUAUACUCGCUUAAGCAUGGGCUUAAAGUCCCAUCCGCAGGCCCUAAUACUGAUCGUUUUCCCUUAGUUGGUCUUCAUGCAGGCUCAAAAUUUUCAGAGCCGAAACAGCAUCUUGAAUCAUUCCCAAUUCCAGGCAUGACAGAAGAAGGGUCUGAUUUACAUAAACGUCCUGACCUAUAUGGCUUCAGGAUUGAUUCGGAUCCCGCUGUGCAGAAGUUCUAUUGGUUUUGGUAUGCACAGGACUACGAAAAGAUGUUCAAGCAGAAGAUCAUCGCUCUCGCCAUUAGCGAAGAGGGGCUUGGCGACGAGGAGAAGUGUUGUCUACCAAGCAUACCUCAGACUAGCAAUAAGUUGUAUGUUCUGGACUUUUACUGGAAGCUGGUGCAUGCACUCGAGGCGUUCCAGGAUAUGCAUCCAGAGAAGGGAAUCGUUCUUACUGGACAGCCAGGAACAGGGAAGACUGCCUUUCUCUGGUUCAUGCUUAUAUGUUGCAUAAUGCGACAUAGAAACGUGCUUUUCUAUCACAAUGACGUUUCACGAUACUUUUUUGAAGGACGGGUCUAUGUGGCGGUCCGCCAAAAUCCAAUAUUGAUUGAGCACCCAAAUAUCUUUACGUGGAGUCUGAUCGAUUCCGAUCUACAUGCAGCACCGCCACCUUCGUAUCUUGUAAAGGGUAGUGUCAACUUAUUCCCUGUACAAGCGUCUUCGCCGAAUGAAGUUCGAUACCGUUAUUGGCUGAAGCAGCGUCAGGGGUAUAUCUGGGGUAUGCCGUCUUGGACAUUCGAGGAGUUGAUGGAAGGACUAAAAAUCCAAGCUGGAUACGGGGAAUUUAUUUAUCGACUGAAGCAAGCAAUUGAACAUGAAAAAGACCAGGCCAGUAGGCGAGGCGAGCGUACCGAUGAUGUUCCCGACAGUGACCAAGAUAUGAUGCAAGUUGACGAUGAAGCAAAUGGCCUUUCGCGUGUCCUUCCAAAAGCCUCAAGAGAAGCACUUCCGCCGGCUUACGCAGUAGUCCAGAAGAAUAUAAACGAUAGGAUGGGUGUCCAUGUGGAGGAGACAGCGAUUGUUAAUGCUGUUCGGUUUGCAAGAGAUAAGCUAGGUCGUUGGCACGACGAGGAAAGGAUAUUCGCACUUGCAGCAAAAGACGCAAUUUACCAGUUUGGGAAUGUGCUUCGCGACGUCACCGAAGCCGUCUACAUUGGUGACCACAAAUCCCUCUUCGAAAACAUCCGACUCGCAAUCAAUUCAGGGAAAUCAAACCUUGGACAGCUCACGAAUGCGCUGUUGCAGAUAGGAAAGGAAGAAUCGAUGACGAAGGAGAACGCCCCUUCCCAUCAGCUCUUCAUAAUCGAACCAAGAGACUCCAAUCCUUUGUCUGCCAAAAACGACGUCUUCGUUCCAAUGUUCAAGUCCGAUGUAAUAAAAGAUAAACUCGAAGCUGCCUGGGGACACUUGAAGAUUGAGGAGGCAAAGAAAUUCGUCAGCGUGUUCAGGUUGUUCCCCGAAUCUUCUACUCUGGCAGGUUGGAUCUUCCAGUCUCUCGCUUGUGAAUUGAUGUCUUCUGCCAAUGUCCAACAGCAUUUGGUUCGUAUGCAAAUGACUGAGGUGACGGAUACAUAUGUAGUGUAUAAAACUGGAGAUCUGAAGACGGCACCACGCGAACCGUUUCCAAAUCGCAAGAGGAUACCCGCCACUGUCACCUUUCCAGAUAACAAUCUAAUCUGGGUUGGGCAAUAUGUUAUCGAGGACCUUCUCUGCAUUCCAGCGUCUCCCAACCAUCCGUUGUUUGACGCUUUCUUCGUAGACAUUGAUGUGGUGUCGAACACUGCUGUUGUAGCCACUAUCUAUGUCAUUCAGACGACUACUUCCCAGAAACACGAGGGCUCUGCUGCAGGCUAUAAAUACAUCAACACUAUUAUGGAGCAUGUCAGGAGGCGAGCGGCAAGGGUUCUCGAUGAGCGUCAAACUACAUUGAAGGGGCGGAUCCGCAAGAUCGCAUCCGGGAAAGAUAAAAACGUUACGACUAAACUGAAAUACCUUUAUGUAUCCCCAACGCCUGAGAUACCACGCGUGUGGAAAAUUCCCGCAUCAGGCUGGACGGCUACUAGGCGAGGGGAAGUUUUCGCCCUACACAUGGAAAUCUCACCAAAUCGUUUCAUGGGGCUCUAA